Geodia barretti is the source of this 2261-nucleotide messenger RNA. NCBI's taxonomy places the organism in Eukaryota, Metazoa, Porifera, Demospongiae, Tetractinellida, Geodiidae. The record is from the annotation of a GenBank genome assembly.
ACCCGUCUCAUUUCUUGAGUCCGCUUGUGGAGAAAAAAUUAGCCUGUCCGCCGCCUAACCGAAGAAGAGUGCGCUUCAUUUUCAAGGCGAAAGUUCACACGCACCAGCCACACAGUAGCUCUUUGGAUGACCCACGCCGUUCCUAAGGUCUCUGCAUCCGUGUGUACGCGUGCGUGUCGUCGCCAGCAAGAGUGUUGCUUCCUACGACGAAGACGGCGGCCGCUAACGAGAUGGCCAACCCAGAGCAGCAGGACGUGCUUGCGACGCCCUCUGUUUUGGAGUGCCCCAUAUGCAACGAGCAGUACGGAACCGAGUACGACACCACGCCUCGUGUCUUGCGAUGUGGACACACCUACUGCACCAAAUGCCUCGCGCAACUCGUCAGUAUUCAUGCCGGGAAACGCUAUGGGGUCAAGUGCGCCUUCUGUAGCUCCCUCCACGAGCUGUCAAGGCCCGACCCGAAACUCAUACCGGUAAACCACGCGGUGCUCGAAAUUAUUAAGAUCAGCGACUCUAAACGGGUCGAUACCAAAGUCGUCGGUCCGCAGUGUGAGUACAAGGGGCUGCACUGUGAGGAGGGGGCGACGUGGGUCUGCUUCGAUUGCAACCCGACCAAGAACAACACCCUGUUUUGCAGCAUGUGUAUCAAGACGGAGCACAAUCGUGGGUUUGAGCCCGUCACGCGACAUCGACGCAUGCUCAUGACCGAGGUAAACAAUCCGCACGCUGCCUACUGCUUGUACCACCCGCGAAUCCUGGCGACGCUCUACUCCAUCAAAUUUCAGCAGUUUGCCUGCAGCGAGUGCGAGUCUUCGCGGCCCGAGUUUGCCGAUAUGAGGGACCAGUUUGAGCCAAUUAACGACGCCGUUCAGACGUUGCGCUCUCAGGCUAAGCGGAUGGUCAAGUACAGCCAGGGGAUUCUGGCCAAGUUGAACGUGGCACUGGGGAGUAUAUCGGCAAACAACGCCGAGCUGGGACCGACCGUGGAGCAAACAAAGAAUCAGAUCCAGCAGAAGUUUUCGGAGAUCCGCGAGAUCAUUCAAGAGAGACAGAUGACGCUGAUGAAACAUGUCCAGGCCGAGUACUCUGAUAGGAAACAAGGGAUGGAAGACCAGCUCACGAGAAUCAAAGCGGCCUUCAACGAUAUCAGCGCCGCCCAGGGCUCCCUGAAUAGCGUCCUCGGGAAACACGACGUCGAUUUUCUCGUCCACUACCUCUUGGUGUUUCAGGGGAUGGAGAGAGUUUUGAGCGAAGAAGAUCGCAGUCUCCAGCGAACGGUUUCGUACAAGGACAUCCCGUUUUACAUCCCGCUGAGUAUCAUGGAAGACCUGCGAAAACUAGGAGCCGUGGGCGGUGGUACGGUCCCGCAAGAAAUCGAGGUAGAGCUGAGCAGCGUGUACAGCAAUCUCCUGCAGCUCAAGUGGCAGCUGCCUCACUACGCCACUGACGUCCAGUGGUACGAGAUCGAGUACGAGAAUCUACCAAAUACGGGUGAGACGGCGCUGAAGGUGAGCCAGACCCAGAGCAGUUCGUACUUUGACAGCGAACCCCAGUCCAUUAUGGUCCCUGGGAACGUCCUUGCCUCGUACAUCCAGGACAUCUGCCCCGGGUACAAGUACCGAUUUCGGAUCCGAUCGCAGAAUGUGGCGGGUUGGGGUAUGUGGAGCAAGUCCGUAGUGGCCAAGUGCGAUUCGUUCCCGACCUGGAUCAAAGGAAUGAGAAGAAUUCAUCGUAUCCGUAUCCCGACGGACGGAUACUAUCGACUGACGGCAAAGGGAGCAAAGGGUGCGGAUGGGAAGGUGCAUUACGGAGGGCGUGGGGCCAUCAUUAGCGGGUCCUUCCCUCUUAAAUCUGGAGAUGUUCUCAUCGUCCUUGUGGGGACAAUGUCUACGAUGAGUGUGUGUAACACAGGUGGGGGUGGGGGUUCGUUUGUCGCCGUGAACGAAAUCUCCCAGAGCAACUUGCUGAUCGCAGCGGGGGGAGGGGGCGGGACGCGAGGGCUGGAAGAACGCGACGAAGAUGGGUGCGACGCAAACCUCGAGACAUGGGGAACGGACGGCGUGGGGAAGGAGCACGGGAAAGGAGGCACUGGUGGCACGCCGGGGGAAGAUGCAAACUCUGACGGUUUUUCGGGCCCGUGUUGGGGGUACGGCGGUGCCGGAUUUAUGCAGAAUUCGUCAUCAGCGAGAAGUUUUUUCGAGGGGGGGAUGGGGGGUCAGUACGGUGGGUUUGGUGGCGGAGGUGCAGUGGGACUUUACGGA